Felis catus (domestic cat) is the source of this 1373-nucleotide messenger RNA. RefSeq names its product heat shock protein nuclear import factor hikeshi (gene HIKESHI). Gene Ontology annotation, molecular function: nuclear import signal receptor activity; Hsp70 protein binding. Gene Ontology annotation, biological process: protein import into nucleus. The record is from RefSeq and is a predicted model, not a curated record. The transcript is spliced from 6 exons. Gene Ontology annotation, cellular component: nucleus; cytosol. NCBI's taxonomy places the organism in Eukaryota, Metazoa, Chordata, Mammalia, Carnivora, Felidae. The coding region runs from base 198 to 812 and encodes 204 amino acids.
GGGCGUGCUGGCUAGGAAGUGGGGUCAGAGGCCGAGCGGGGCAGAAGGCGUUCCUGCCACUGGCCUAGUCGCUAUGUAGUGGACGGGCAGGCGUCGUCCCGCAUGUUCUGGAACGUUCUUGGGCUCGACUAGGGCAGGAGCCCCAGGACUUCUAGUUGCCGGCUUCGGGUCCCUGCCGGCUGAGCGGAGUCGCCGCCAUGUUUGGCUGCUUGGUGGCAGGGAGGCUGGUGCAAACAGCUGCACAGCAAGUGGCAGAGGAUAAAUUUGUUUUUGACUUGCCUGAUUAUGAAAGUAUCAACCAUGUUGUGGUUUUUAUGCUGGGAACAAUCCCGUUUCCUGAGGGAAUGGGAGGAUCUGUCUACUUUUCCUACCCUGAUUCAAAUGGGAUGCCUGUGUGGCAACUCCUAGGAUUUGUCACAAAUGGGAAACCAAGUGCCAUCUUCAAAAUUUCAGGUCUUAAAUCUGGAGAAGGAAGCCAACACCCUUUUGGAGCCAUGAAUAUUGUCCGAACUCCAUCUGUUGCUCAGAUCGGAAUUUCAGUGGAAUUAUUGGACAGUUUGGCUCAGCAGACUCCAGUAGGCAGUGCUGCUGUAUCCUCAGUUGACUCAUUCACUCAGUUCACACAAAAGAUGUUGGACAACUUCUACAAUUUUGCUUCAUCAUUUGCUGUGUCUCAGGCCCAGAUGACACCAAGUCCAUCUGAAAUGUUCAUUCCAGCAAAUGUGGUUCUGAAAUGGUAUACUUUUCACUUUGAAUAUCCCAGUGGUGGGAUGCAUAAGGAGAAUUUGUUGAGCAGUGGUAGCAUGGUGUAGCAUGGAUAGCCCUGAAAGAAUAUUAAAUUUGCUGAAGACUGAGGAUGUUACAGACAGUGAUGUUUUAGUAGAAUGGAGAGUUGAAUUCACUAUUGAGGUAUAGCACAAUUAUAAGAUUAUUAUAAAUUAUUACUAUGAGACAACAAAGGUAUUAUGGACAGUGACAAUUUUCUAGGCCUGUAAUUUAUUCCACAAAGUAUAUAUUUUUUCAACACAGUUAUUGUAUCAGUCUUUCCAUAACCAUGAGUAUGUUUCUUUUUACCUGAAAUACAUACAGUCAUUUGCUUUGGUGUGAAUGUGUAUGUUCCCAUGAAAUUUAUAUGUUGAAAUUCUAAUGCCCAAUGUGAUGGCAUUAGGGCCUUUGGGAAGUGAUUAGGUCCUGAGAUUAAUGCCCUUAUAAAAAGGACCCUAAGAGAGUUCCUUUGCCCCAUCCACUAUAUGAGGAUACAAGGAAAAGUGUGAACCUGCAAGAGGGCCCUCACCUGACCACACUAGGCAACUUGAUCUUGGGCUUCCAGCCUCCAGAACUGUGAGAAAUAAAUUUUUGUUGAUUAUAAGCUA